AUGUCAGAUGCAGCCGCGGACACCAGCUCCAAGAUCACCACCAAGGGCUUGAAGGAGAAGGAAGUUGUGGAGGAGACAGAGAACGGCAGGGACGCACCUGCCAAUGGGAAUGCUAAUGAGGAAAAUGGGGAGCAGGAGGCAGACAAUGAGGUAGAUGAAGAAGAGGAAGAAGGUGGGGAGGAAGAGGAUGGAGAUGGAGAUGAGGAAGCUGAGGCUCGUACGGGAGGAAAGUGGGUAGCUGAAGAUGAUGAGGAUGAUGACAUUGACACCAAGAAGAAGACUGAUGAGGAUUUUAGACAGCAGAAAGGAAAAGCUUCCCCGUCUCAGAAUUUAAACGUGGUCACCUUCGAAUAG
Molecule: messenger RNA, 354 nt
Organism: Phodopus roborovskii (desert hamster)
Lineage: Eukaryota; Metazoa; Chordata; Mammalia; Rodentia; Cricetidae
Product: prothymosin alpha-like
Exons: 1
Coding region: 1-354 (117 amino acids)
Biological process (GO): positive regulation of transcription by RNA polymerase II; negative regulation of apoptotic process
Cellular component (GO): nucleus
Molecular function (GO): histone binding
Source: RefSeq, a predicted model, not a curated record